Mesoplodon densirostris (Blainville's beaked whale) is the source of this 1332-nucleotide messenger RNA. It is a transcript of the gene VIPR2, whose product is annotated as vasoactive intestinal peptide receptor 2. Lineage: Eukaryota; Metazoa; Chordata; Mammalia; Artiodactyla; Ziphiidae. Gene Ontology annotation, biological process: adenylate cyclase-modulating G protein-coupled receptor signaling pathway; cell surface receptor signaling pathway. The transcript is spliced from 13 exons. The record is from RefSeq and is a predicted model, not a curated record. Gene Ontology annotation, molecular function: peptide hormone binding; vasoactive intestinal polypeptide receptor activity; G protein-coupled peptide receptor activity. Bases 1 to 1332 code for a protein of 443 amino acids. Gene Ontology annotation, cellular component: plasma membrane.
AUGAGGGCGCCCGCGCUGCUGCCGCCCGCGCUGCUGACCUGCUGCGGCUGGCUGCUCGCCCCAGUGAACAGCAUUCACCCGGAAUGCCGAUUUCAUCUGGAAAUACAGGAGGAAGAAACAAGAUGUGCAGAGAUUCUAAGGGCUCAAACAGAAAAAUUCAAAGGCUGCAGCGGCGUCUGGGACAACAUCACGUGCUGGCUCCCCGCGGAUGUCGGCGAGACUGUCACGGUGCCCUGUCCAAAACUGUUCAGCAAUUUUUAUAGCAAACCAGGAAACAUAAGCAAGAACUGCACCAGUGACGGGUGGUCAGAGACGUUCCCGGAUUUCAUGGAUGCGUGCGGCUACAAUGACCCCGAGGAUGAGAGCAAGAUCACGUUUUAUAUUCUGGUGAAGACCAUUUACACCCUGGGCUACAGUGUCUCUCUGAUUUCCCUUACAACCGGAAGCAUAAUUCUUUGCCUCUUCAGGAAGCUGCAUUGCACCAGGAACUACAUCCACCUGAACCUGUUCCUCUCCUUCAUCCUGCGAGCCAUCUCGGUGUUGGUCAAGGACGACGUUCUGUACUCCAGCUCAGGGACUCUGCACUGCCCCGACCAGCCGUCCUCCUGGGUGGGCUGCAAGCUGAGCCUGGUCUUCUUCCAGUACUGCAUCAUGGCCAACUUCUACUGGCUCCUGGUGGAGGGGCUGUACCUCCACACCCUCCUGGUGGCCAUCUUCUCCCCCAGCCGGCGCUUUGUGGCCUAUCUCCUGAUCGGAUGGGGCAUCCCCACCGUCUGCACAGGUGCGUGGACUGUGGCCAGGCUCUCACUAGAAGACACAGGUUGCUGGGAUACCAAUGACCACAGUGUUCCCUGGUGGGUUAUACGAACACCAAUUUUAAUUUCUAUUAUAGUCAAUUUCAUCCUUUUUGUUAGUAUUAUACGAAUUUUACUGCAGAAGUUGACAUCCCCAGAUGUCGGCGGCAAUGACCAGUCACAGUACAAGAGGCUCACCAAGUCCACCCUGCUGCUCAUCCCCCUCUUUGGAGUCCACUACAUGGUGUUUGCCGUGCUUCCCAUCGGGAUCUCCUCCAAAUACCAGAUACUGUUCGAACUGUGCAUCGGAUCCUUCCAGGGCCUGGUGGUGGCGGUCCUCUACUGCUUUCUGAACAGUGAAGUGCAGAGCGAGCUGAGGAGGAUGUGGCGGCGGACUCUGUGCCCCAGCCGGUCCUCCGGCCGGGACUGCAGGCUGCACAGCUGGUCCAUCUCGAGGAACGGCUCGGAGGGCACCCUGCAGGCCCCCCGCGGCUCCCGCGCCCUGUCCUUCCUGCAGACGGAGACCUCGGUCAUCUAG